Molecule: messenger RNA, 1080 nt
Organism: Scylla paramamosain (green mud crab)
Lineage: Eukaryota; Metazoa; Arthropoda; Malacostraca; Decapoda; Portunidae
Exons: 4
Coding region: 534-845 (103 amino acids)
Source: RefSeq, a predicted model, not a curated record
GAAUGCUAUAGAUAUUUCCCGCACUGUGAGACCGUGGACAUUUGGCUCAGCUGCGUGAAGAAUACUCGAAACAAUGAACCUCCGAACUGAGAUACUGAAUCUGUAACUCUCAGCCGCCUUAGUCCUGCUCGCCUCGCCACUGCCGCGUGGUUACGUCAAGACAGCGGGCCGCGUACUAGUUUCCUUAGUACUUGUGCUUCCGUGUCAAUACCGUGUGCUGUAAACUUCUGAACGAACUGAGAUACUCAUUCAGUUUUGGUCGCCUCUCCAUUAUCUCGUGGUGACGUAAAGGUGACGACCCGUGUGUUAGUUUCCCCGGUAAUUGUGCCUCCGUAACAUUACUGUGUGCAGUGGUCAUGAGAACUGCGAGGCGGCGGUGUAGACUGUGCCGUGGAGAGCCGCGGGGUGUUGGAAUCGCCUGUCAGUCACCUUGAAGGCGUCAUAUUCCCUCCCUGCUCUUCCCCGUGUCUUCUUGUCGAUGUUGACAGGACCUGCGGGAGGGUGAAGAGCGCAAGGAGUUGACUGAUCCCAGCAUGUGGACGUGCCUGAAGCCUGACCCGAGCGGGGCGCGUCUCACUCUUGACCCAGCGCAAGGCUCCGACACCGCCACCUACAAGUGCCGGGUGGACUUUGAAAUGUCGUCCACCCGCUCCACCCUCGUCACCCUCACUGUGUACGUCGUGCCGUCGUGCCUGGUGCUCCUGGACACUGGAUGGAGUCCUGUCCACGGCGGGGUGUUGAGGUCACUGAUCGAGGGUGACCCGCUGACCCUGCAGUGCACCGCAUCGGGGGUGCAGUCUUGGAAGGAAAAUCACUGUCGCGCCCGUGAGGGAGUGAUGCAGUGAGUGUUGGAGGAUAUGGCAUGGCGGUGACUCGUGGCGGGAAUAGUACGUGCGGGUUAACGCAACACUCCAUCCCGCCAUCCCUCACUCACCCCGAGGCGUCUAGUAAAAUUCGGCUAUUUGUUCAGCGGCAGCAACGGAACACGGGGAGGCGGCAACACACCCCAUGUGAUGCAGCACACAUGGGGGAGGGAAAUAUGAAAACAGCAUUUGUUCGCCACGGUACAACAAAGCGCCA